AGGUAGAAGAAGAAGAAGAAGAAGAAGAAGAAGAAGAAGAGAGAGAGAGAGAGUGAAAUAAAAAAGGUAAACAGCAGACUAGUCAUCAUAUCAAGAGGUUUUCUUCUCAGAGAAGCAGCAAAAAGAGAGGGAUAGAGACCUCCAUCAUCUCAAAUGGAAACUUUGAUCAAAUCAUCCUAUCCAUGAAGAAGAAGGAGGAUCAUCAAAAGUAAGCAACAGCAACAGCAAGCAGCAGCAUCACUGCAGCAGUAGAACAAGAAUAAGAGUAGAGCCACAGAGAGAGACAUCUGAUGUAUGUCUUUCUCAUGAAAAAUAGGAGUGGACCCUCUCUGUGUCCCCCUCUCCCUGCUUCAUCUUCCUCCCUUUAUAGUUUGACCGGCGAAAGCUCUCAUCUUUUGGUCCCUCUGCUGCUUCUCUCAACUGGGUCUUUCCUCCGAUCUUAAGCUCAUUUCACCGGAGUUGGGGAGGCAGAGAAGAGAUGAAAACGACGGCGUGAAGAGACAGAGAAGAGAGAAAGAUAGAGAAGAUAGAGUUGUUCAGCAUGGCGAGCCACAGGAUGGGAGAGACCGGUCUUUCGGACACCGGACCGUCUGCCCACCAUGUCCCAUACUCGCCUCUGCAUGGCAUCAGCCAUCCCAACAAUUUCAUCAAUCAAGAGGGGCCUGCUUUCGAUUUCGGGGAGCUGGAAGAAGCGAUCGUGCUGCAAGGGCUGAAGAUCAGAAAUGAUGAUCAAGCCAAAUCACCACCUUUAUUUGCAGCAGCAGCAGGGCCAGGCAGGGCUCCCCCUGCAGCAACACUGGACAUGUUCCCUUCCUGGCCAUUGAGAUUCCACCAAAAUCCCAGAGGGAACUCGAAGUCGGGCGGAGAGAGCACCGACUCAGGGUCGGCAGUGAACACCACGAUCUCCGGCAAGACCGAAGCACCCGACUCCCCCGUCAGCAGGAAGGUAUCGUCAUCGGCCGAUCACCACUGGGCCAUCUCGAGUCAGAUGGCAAACGAUACUUCCGCGCCCUCCCAGAAUCCGUCUGCUCCUAAGCCGUCACACGACAAGAGGAGGGCCGGAUCGAGCUCGGAUAAACAGCUCGACGCUAAGACACUGAGACGUCUGGCACAAAACAGAGAAGCCGCAAGAAAAAGCCGACUGAGGAAAAAGGCGUAUGUGCAGCAGCUCGAAUCGAGCAGAAUCAAGCUUAGUCAGUUGGAGCAAGACCUUCAAAGGGCCCGCUCUCAGGGCUUGUUCUUAGGUGGGUGCGGCGGUGCAGCAGGAAAUAUAAGCUCUGGAGCUGCAAUCUUCGACAUGGAAUAUGCUAGAUGGUUAGAGGACGAUCACCGGCACAUGUCGGAGCUCAGGACGGGUCUGCAGGCACAUCUUUCGGAUGGCGACCUUAGGGUGAUAGUGGAUGGAUGUAUCUCCCACUACGACGAGAUAUUCAGGCUCAAGGGGUCAGCUGCAAAAUCUGAUGUUUUCCACCUCAUCACCGGGAUGUGGACCACUCCCGCCGAGCGCUGUUUCCUGUGGAUGGGCGGCUUUCGACCAUCUGAGCUGAUCAAGAUGUUAAUCACGCAAUUGGAUCCGUUGACGGAGCAGCAACUGAUGGGGAUCUACAGCCUGCAGCAGUCAUCGCAGCAGGCAGAGGAGGCUCUAUCGCAGGGGCUAGAACAGCUCCAGCAGUCACUGGUCGAUACUGUAGCCGGUGGGUCAAUCAUCGAUGGCAUGCAACAGAUGGCCAUUGCCCUGGGCAAGCUUGCCAAUCUCGAAGGCUUCGUGCGACAGGCUGAUAAUUUGAGGCAACAGACGCUUCACCAGUUGCGUAGGAUACUAACAGUGAGACAGGCGGCUAGGUGCUUUCUAGUGAUCGGAGAAUACUACGGACGGCUGAGGGCGUUAAGUUCUCUAUGGGGAUCUCGUCCACGCGAGACCAUGAUGAAUGAUGACAACUCAUGCCAGACGACCGAUCUACAAAUGGUUCAGCAUGCGCAAAAUCACUUCUCUAACUUCUGAUUACGAUGGUGCAAGUUGGAGACCCCAAGUUUGAUGAGAUUGCUCGAGACACAUCAUCGCAUCAGUUGCUAGAUCUAGGCUUUUUUUUUUUGUUUCUCCCUCUUUUUAAUGGUGGGCUUCUCUUCAAGCAACUUCGUAGGAGAUUAGGGCUUUUCUCUCCUUUUCCUUAUCCUCUCAAUUAACAUGAUGCUACUAUGCUCCUCUAAAUGACCUUUUGGGUCAUUAAUUAUGUUAUCUUUGUAAAUGUACAUCAAUUCUAUUAUGCAUGAGGAAGCUUCUACUUGUUCAAAAGAAAGAAAGAGAGAAAGGACAAAUGAAAAGGUAUGAGCUUUACAAUGAAA
This is a messenger RNA of Punica granatum (pomegranate), 2343 nucleotides long. The record is from RefSeq and is a predicted model, not a curated record. Lineage: Eukaryota; Viridiplantae; Streptophyta; Magnoliopsida; Myrtales; Lythraceae.